Peromyscus eremicus (cactus mouse) is the source of this 636-nucleotide messenger RNA. RefSeq names its product UDP-glucuronosyltransferase 2B15-like. Gene Ontology annotation, molecular function: UDP-glycosyltransferase activity. The record is from RefSeq and is a predicted model, not a curated record. The coding region runs from base 1 to 636 and encodes 211 amino acids. Lineage: Eukaryota; Metazoa; Chordata; Mammalia; Rodentia; Cricetidae. The transcript has 4 exons.
AUGAGCUCCUAUGUGGGCUCCACCUCAGAGAGCAAAGGCAAGAGAGUUGUAAUUAAUAUAUUUUCUGUUGUUCUUUUGAUCCUAGGUCAUCCAAAAACUAAAGUUUUUGUAACUCAUGGUGGAGCCAACAGCAUUUAUGAGGCGAUCCAUCAUGGGAUCCCCAUGGUUGGCAUCCCUUUAUUUGCAGAACAACAUGAUAAUGUUGCUCACAUGGUGGCCAAAGGAGCAGCUGUUGCAGUUCACUUUCAUACAAUGACAAGUGCAGAUUUGCUUAAUGCACUGAAGACAGUCGUUAACAACCCUUUCUAUAAAGAAAAUGUGAUGUGGUUGUCAACCAUUCACCAUGACCAGCCUAUGAAGCCCCUGGACAGAGCUGUCUUCUGGAUUGAGUUUGUCAUGCACCACAAAGGGGCCAAGCAUCUGAAGCCACUUGCCUGUAACCUCAGCUGGUACCAGUACCACUCUCUGGAUGUGGUUGGAUUCCUACUCACCUGUGUGGCAGCCUUGGCUUUCCUUGCUAUAAAAUGCUGCUUGACUGUUUACCAAUUCUUUGUAAAGGAUGUGGACUUUUCUCCAGACAUGUCCAGCAUGUCCGUUAGUGUCCUUGUUCAGCCCACACUUGAGCGGUCAUGUUAG